UGGGUGUGUGUGUGUAUGUGUGGCUGUGAUGUCAGCAGUCCCCUCCCCUCCCUGUCCAGCUAUAGAUGGUGGAGGACACCGCUGCCGGCCAUCACUCAACAGUCAACGAGCCGCUGAGAGCUGAACAAGUCCUAAGUGAGCCCCAGUCCUGCCUUAGUGAAAUUGUGCAGCAUCCCGGCGAGAGCUCCACCACAACAACCACCGGCACCAACCACCACCACCAGAGCAGCAGCAGCAGGCACCAUGCUCCUGAGAAGCACCCUCCUCUUCCUCCUGGCGGGAAUCCUGCUGCUCGUUUGCAGCAGCAGCAGAGCGCAGAGAAGCAGAGUGCGAAGACAGAACAUGAAGGUCCGCAUCAAUGCCACCGGCGACACCAUUGUGAUGAAGUUCCUGCGACCCAACCCCGAUGUCAAGCUGGAAGGCUACAUCCUGGGAUAUGGCAGCAGCAUGUUCUCCAAGCAAUUCAUCCAGCUACCGGAGAAUGGAGAGCCCUACGAGACAGAGAUUGAUGCUGAACCCAAGUACUUGGUUGCGGUGCAGCCAAUUCCAACCAACGAUGUCAAGAAACAAUGCACAGGUAAAGUGAACCUGGACAAGCCCCUCCACCUGGUGAUCGGCUCUGUGACACCCACGUCGGUCCUUUUGUCCUGGGGCACCUUUGUGAAGACACCCUAUGAGGGCAACAUUAUGAACGACUGCCUGGAGGAUGGGUACUACACAAUCCGCUACAGAGAGAGGAACCGCAAAUGGAACUACCAGACCUGCCCCACCAGCGACACUGUGAUUGACAACCUGAAGCCUAACACCCCUUAUGAGUUUGGGGUCCGCUCCAACAAGGAAGACCGCAGUGGCAUGUGGAGCAAGCCUGUCAUUCACAACACCAACAUGGGAGACAAAAGCAUGCAGAAGCCCAUCAAGCCAAGCAGGACCGUUAUCGCAAAGCCCGUGAAGCCCAUGAUAGCUAUCUUCCCUCCACGUCCUGCUCUUCACAACAGAACCCAGUCCAGAUUACCUCUUCUCCACAAACCAGGCUUUCCUGGAGCUCCCAGGACAUCUUUUGCUCCACCUCAGAACCACCAGGAAACUGUGCCUGGCCUGAACUCCAAUGAGCCGCAAUGGCCACAGUUCCCAUUGGACACAGACAACCAUGUUAGAAAUGCCUCUUCCCAGUCAGUGGACGUAUCACCUGCCCUUGCCCAACCUGUGCCCACCAAAUCCCACUCCUCUUCCUCCUCCUCCUCUACUGCCCCUAAUGCCCCAUCACACGGUGAUACACAUCGAGGACAGACACAGACCAGGGCACCUAGUACCACACAGAAGCUGCAUAAUCCCUCGGGUAAAAACAACGUGAGACAACUGGCCUCCUCUCAUCCAGCUAAACCGUCUGACUCGGUGGUUGUGGUGUCUGCCAGAAAUCUGACGUCUCAAGGCAGAAAGCCGUUCUCUCCCUUCACUAACGGCAUGAGAAACCCUUACUUUCCCAGGGCCAAUGACUCCUCCAAGAUCUACAGGAGAAUAGGGGACAACAACCCUCUGUGGCAGGACAGUAAACCCCAUGUCCACGGUGGUACUGAGCAGUCAGGGCCUUCCAUUGUGAAGCAGCACCAUGGACCACCUCUUCGUCCCACCAUCAAAAAGACCAAUCUGGUGGGAAAGCCAGGUGGAAUGGAUAAAGUGAUUGAUCUGAAACAGGACAAGGCUGAUAUCCUCAAGCCCAAGCUCCAACCUCCAACACCCAAGCCAGCCAAACAGGCCAAGACAACGCCGGCCCCAGACACAAACAACAAUCGCUCUGAAAGCUGGGAGACUUCUUCAGCUUUUAGUUCACUCCCUGCCUCUGAGGUUGAUGCUCUGGGCAAGAAACGCUACAUUGCUCCUCAUGUUGUUUACAAGACGGACAAGAAGCCGGAAGAACCUUGCUCCAUCACCACCUCCCUCACAUACUUCCCAGACGACGAAGCCACAGAGUCGAACGUCACGGCCCCACCAAGGUCUGCACCGCAGAACCUCACCGUGGUCACUGUGGAGGGCUGUCCCUCCUUCAUCAUCCUGGACUGGGAAAAAACGGACAAUGACACCACAGAGUAUGAAGUCAUCUCCACCACCAAAGGGCCUGAUGGGGAGCAGGUCUCCAUCCUGACCACCAACCAGACGCACACUGCAGUGGAGAACCUUCGGCCAGAGAGCAGCUACGAGUUCAAAGUGAAGCCCAAGAAUGAGCUGGGAGAGGGCCCCUCCAGUGAGCCAGUCUCCUUCAACACAGAAUCAGCGGAUCCACGAGUGAGUGAAAACGUCUCAGGAAAAGAUGCCAUUUGGACACAGUUCCCGUUCAAGACUGACUCGUUUUCUGAAUGCAAUGGAAAACAAUAUGUGAAGAGAACCUGGUACCGCAAAUUCGUGGGGGUUCAGAUCUGCAACUCUCUCAGAUACAAGAUCUACCUGAGUGACUCUUUGACUGGUAAAUUCUACAACAUCGGAGACCAGACUGGCCAUGGAGAAGACCACUGCCAGUUUGUCGACUCCUUCCUGGAUGGCAGAACAGGCUCCCAGGUCCCUGCAGAUCACCUACCAGCCAGAUCAGGCUACUACAGAGCAAUGAGGCAAGAGCCAGUCAACUUCGGUCACAUAGGAGGAAACUCUCACAUCACUUAUGUGUCAUGGUACGAAUGUGGCACACCUAUACCCGGGAAGUGGUAGAAAUUCUCCAAUCAAACUCCAUGGGGAGUCAGGAGGAGAGAAUCCCAUUGGCUGGAACAUGUGGCUGUCUUGUCACAAGGUUGGCUUGUGAUUGAUUAA
Molecule: messenger RNA, 2796 nt
Organism: Alosa alosa (allis shad)
Lineage: Eukaryota; Metazoa; Chordata; Actinopteri; Clupeiformes; Clupeidae
Product: target of Nesh-SH3-like
Biological process (GO): positive regulation of cell-substrate adhesion; extracellular matrix organization
Molecular function (GO): protein binding
Source: RefSeq, a predicted model, not a curated record